GGGACCCGCCGGGCUCCAACUCGGCAGCGCCGGCGCUCGGCGGGCAGCAACUUUCUCCCCGCAGCGGCUGCGGCGGCGGAGCGGGAGGCGGCAGGAGCAGGCGGCGGAGCUGCUCCUGGCCGCGCGGGGCUGUCCAGCCCUCCGAGCCCUCCGGCCCGCGGAGCCUCGCGCCCCCCGGCGGCCCCGGGCCCCUGCCCUAUGUCCCGCAAGGCGAGCGAGAAUGUGGAGUACACGCUGCGGAGCCUGAGCAGCCUGAUGGGCGAGCGGCGCAGGAAGCAGCAGGAGCCGGACGCGGCGAGCGCGGCCGGGGAGCGCAGCCUGCUGGCGGCCGCCGAGUCGAGCGCCAGCCUGCAGGGCGCGGGCGCGGGCGGCGUCGGGGACCUGGAGCGCGCGGCGAGGCGGCAGUUCCAGCAGGACGAGACCCCCGCCUUCGUGUACGUGGUGGCCGUCUUCUCGGCGCUCGGCGGCUUCCUGUUCGGCUAUGACACGGGGGUGGUGUCGGGGGCCAUGCUGCUGCUCAAGCGGCAGCUCAGCCUGGACGCGCUCUGGCAGGAGAUGCUCGUGUCCAGCACGGUGGGGGCGGCCGCCGUCUCAGCGCUGGCCGGCGGGGCCCUCAACGGCGUCUGCGGCCGCCGCGCCGCCAUCCUGCUGGCCAGUGCCCUCUUCACGGCCGGCUCCACGGUGCUGGCCGCGGCCGCCAACAAGGAGACGCUGCUCGCCGGCCGCCUGGUCGUGGGGCUCGGCAUCGGCAUUGCUUCUAUGACAGUGCCAGUGUACAUUGCCGAGGUCUCGCCACCCAACUUAAGAGGUCGAUUAGUCACCAUUAAUACCCUCUUCAUCACAGGAGGGCAGUUCUUUGCAAGUGUUGUUGAUGGAGCCUUCAGUUAUCUCCAAAAGGAUGGAUGGAGGUACAUGUUGGGACUUGCAGCAAUUCCGGCAGUUAUACAGUUUUUCGGCUUUCUCUUUUUACCUGAAAGCCCUCGAUGGCUUAUUCAGAAAGGACAGACUCAGAAGGCCCGUAGAAUCUUAUCUCAGAUGCGUGGUAACCAGACCAUUGAUGAGGAGUAUGAUAGCAUCAAAAACAACAUUGAAGAAGAGGAAAAAGAGGUUGGCUCAGCUGGACCUGUGAUCUGCAGAAUGCUGAGUUACCCCCCAACUCGCCGAGCUUUAAUUGUGGGUUGUGGCCUACAAAUGUUCCAACAGCUCUCAGGCAUUAACACCAUCAUGUACUACAGUGCAACCAUUCUGCAGAUGUCCGGUGUUGAAGAUGACAGACUCGCAAUAUGGCUGGCUUCAGUUACAGCCUUCACAAACUUCAUUUUCACUCUCGUGGGAGUCUGGCUUGUUGAGAAAGUGGGCCGCAGAAAGCUUACCUUCGGUAGUUUAGCAGGUACCACCAUAGCACUCAUUAUUCUUGCUUUGGGAUUUCUGCUAUCAGCCCAGGUUUCCCCACCCAUCACUUUUAAACCGAUAGCUCCAUCAGGUCAGAAUGCUACGUGCACAAGAUACAGUUACUGUGAUGAAUGUAUGUUGGAUCCAGACUGCGGUUUCUGCUACAAAAUGAACAAAUCAACUGUCAUUGACUCUUCUUGUGUUCCAGUUAAUAAAGCAUCCACAAAUGAGGCAGCCUGGGGCAGGUAUGUCACUCAUUACACACCAUAAGAAUAUACAAUCAAAUUUCAGAAUGACAGUUAAUUUUAAACUUACAGAGUGACUGCACUUGAAGUCCAUGGCUACACUUCUUUUAAACUGGUCUUCAUAACGACAUUAUUUUGCAGCAUGUACUGAUGAAAGUAGGUACAAAACAUUGCAGCUGUAUGUUUCAUAAACUUAGAGUAGAAAGCACUCAAGCCUAGACUUCAGGAAGUCCACAUUCCAGACCCGCCUCUGCCCUAAGCUGUAGGAAUUUGGAUCUUGAGGCUGGUGUUCCUAAAUAUUGCCAAGGCAAUUUCUCCUGCUGUGUAUUGUUUAACUAUACCAGUAAUUUCCAAAGUCCCAAACUUAAGUGAAAGACAGAAAAUUGUCAAGUCAGAAUUAAUUAAUCUCAUUUUAAAUUCUUUGAUGGAACUAUUGUUUUGUUAAAAUACUUUCCUGGAGUUUAAUGAAAUUAAGCAAAAUAAGGAUAAAAGUUGGUAAUCACUGGCACGUCAUUAAUCUGGGAAACUGUAAACCUUUCUCUUUUUGAGAGAACACUUUGGUUAGUAGUAGGCUCAUAAAUGAAAUAUUUGUAUAGAACAAAUAAUUCCCCACAUUUAUGAACUAAUAUUCGUAUCCAUGGACAUAGAAAACAUGCAAAUAUUAUUUGACAUGACUUAAACCUCUUUUGUGUUUUAAAUUCCCAUAAAAGGAAUAA
Molecule: messenger RNA, 2353 nt
Organism: Equus quagga
Lineage: Eukaryota; Metazoa; Chordata; Mammalia; Perissodactyla; Equidae
Gene: SLC2A13
Product: solute carrier family 2 member 13
Exons: 7
Coding region: 199-1662 (487 amino acids)
Biological process (GO): transmembrane transport
Cellular component (GO): membrane
Molecular function (GO): myo-inositol:proton symporter activity
Source: RefSeq, a predicted model, not a curated record